UUGUUGUCAUUUCUUAGCCCGACAUAAAUAAAAGAAUUUUUUUAAUUUGAAAAAUCUUUUGAAAAUGACUCCAAAACUGCAAAUAUCACAACUUGUAAUCAACCGAUUAAAACUUCUUGAAAAUGUCUGUGGUGGAGGAUUAUUUGGUUUAAUGUAUUCAAAGAAUCUGAUUAUAUUAGGAUUCGAUCUUGAAUCAUCAGACAAACUAAAUUUCAAAAAGAUGCAAGAUAAUUUUCCUACCGAAAUUGACCUUUGUGGAUUAUUUAAGUUUGACGAUUGCACUGAUGUGAAAGCACACAUGCAAGAGAUAUUGAUAAAUGUUGAUAUCACUGAUAAUCCUAUUUUAAUUAAGUGUCAACGUAAAGACGACGGCGAAUUGGAGCUUAACGCUUCACAAUGGAAGAAUGGAAAACUAGAAGAAAUCGUUUAUGAAGUGUUAAGCGAAGAAGAAAUUUACAAACAAUUUGUUAUGGCUCGCUUAUUAGGAUACAUAGAAAUCGCAGCUGAACCGAACGAAAAAAGCAUCAAGCAAGAAUUUAUGACUACGAGAAAGAAACUUGCUUAUGGAAAUGUUUUAUUUCAACUACAAAGCAAAAAUGUUUUCUUUAACAACAAUGAAAUCGUUGGAGCUCCAGUGUCACUGGUUUCAGACAUUUUCGAUCUUGUUAAGAAAAAAGUUGAAAAUGUUGAUAAAAAGAAAAAUAAGAAGGAAACUGCAUUAACUGAUUUUCAAAUGGUGAACAUCGAUUGCUUAGUUAAGAAAUCUGACGAAUUUGAAAAGAAUCAACAAGCAGCUUUAAAUUUGAUCCUUGAGAAGAACAAAGUUUUAAUUCCCAUUACAAUUGAUGCCAUUGCUGCUGUUCAUAUCACAACAAAAGCUCUCGGACUUUACGAUAUUCUUAUAGAAUCACUUUGUCGUACAUUGAGAUUAAUAGAAGAAAAUUUGUUGGAUCAAUUGGUAGAAUGCGAUGAAUUGGCUGUUCCUUUAACUUAUCAUUUUAAACCAGACAACUUUGGACAUUACUACACUUGCAUUUAUCCACAAUCAAUUCCUGACGAAGAUGAACAUUUGACAGCAUUUAGACGAGAACUUCAUCAACAAUUUUCACUUUCAAUGGUACGUCCCGUCUUCCGAAGAGCGAAUGCUUUUCCAUUUGAUGUCAUAACUAGUUCACUUCUUGUAAAUCCUCAUGUUGGCUUGAAGAAUACAGUCGAAGGGGGAAAGCAGUCUUUGGUUCAAGGAAAGUAUUCGUACCAUCAUUACAUGCAAGACAAGUUCAAUGACGAUGGAUGGGGAUGUGCUUACAGAUCACUUCAAACACUCUGCUCUUGGUUCCGCUUUCAAGGAUAUUCUGAACAUCCAAUUCCAUCGCAUGAAGAUAUUCAAAAAUAUUUAGUGAAAGUUGGUGACAAACCGAAAACUUUCGUCAACUCUCGACAAUGGAUUGGAUCGACGGAAGUGUCGAUGUGUCUCAAUGGAUUUAUGAAUGUUGAUUCGAGAAUUAUGCAUGUCAGUUCGGGAACUGAACUUGCUUCAAAGGGAUCGGAACUUGCUUAUCAUUUUGAAUCACAAGGGACGCCGAUUAUGAUUGGUGGCGGUGUGUUGGCUCAUACAAUCAUCGGAGUCGACUUUAACAGCAACACUGGCGAAUUAAAGUUUUUAAUUCUCGAUCCACAUUUCACUGGUGAUGACGAUCUUCAAGUAGUGCAGAACAAAGGUUGGUGUGGAUGGAAAGGAGUUAACUUCUGGAAUAAAACCGCGUACUACAAUUUGUGUAUGCCACAAAGACCAGCAAUAUUUUAAUUUCAUAUUUAUUCAUUUUAUAUUCAUCGCAUGUUGUCAGUCACUUCUGAUUAUUUGUGAGCAAUGACAAUUUUUGUAAUAUUUUCAAUACAAUUUACUUUAAAACUUUCUUUCAUGAAAUAAAUUCAAAUUUGAGGGAAACCAAAUUUUUAUAUUUCUUUAUAAUUUGAAAUUGAAGCAACAAGUUUACUUUGAAAAACUGAAAACUAUCUUAAAAAAUUCUUAUCCUGAAUAAAAUGGUU
Molecule: messenger RNA, 2046 nt
Organism: Clunio marinus
Lineage: Eukaryota; Metazoa; Arthropoda; Insecta; Diptera; Chironomidae
Source: the annotation of a GenBank genome assembly